AUGAUACAGGAAGUUGGAAUCAUCGAUAUUGACUACAUUCGUUGUUACAUGGGAAAUUCACUGGGACCCCUCACAGCAAGAAUAUCGCACUUUUUUGAACUUAUUGGACCAAGUUUUUCCACGGAAAGUGGCUGCUCCACCUCGAUUGCAGGGGUGGACAUGGCUUUCGACAGUCUACGAAAUGAAGCCUGCGAUGUUGCAAUAUCAAUUGGAGCUAACUUAUUACUCCAUCCAUUUACACCAGGACUAUUGGAAGGAUUUGUGGCACCCAACGGAAGAUGCAAGACGUUUGAUGCAGCGGCUGAUGGAUUUGGAAGAGCCGAGGGAGUGGGUGUUUUAAUCCUAAAAAGACUGUCCAACGCAGUUUUAGAUGGGGACAGGAUCUGGGGAGUAAUUCGGAGCUCGGCCGUCGUUCAAGAAGGAACAAGCAGGAGUAUGGGUACUCCAACUGUAAAUGUGGAAGCUAAAGCCAUGCAGUUGGCCAUCAACCGAGCCGGCAUCUUUCCCGAUGAUGUGGACUACGUGGAGACGCAUGGAACAGGCACUCGAAUAGGAGAUCCGAUCGAGGUUGCUGCUAUAGCCAAGGUCUACUCAUCUGUUAGCCGGGAACCGUUAGUAAUUGGAUCCGUGAAGACAAACAUCGGGCAUACCGAAUCUGUUUGCGGGAUUGCUGGGAUCCAUAAAACUGUGCUUGCAAUGCAUCAUAAUCUCAUCCCGAAACAUUUGAACUUUACUCAACUAAACCCAGAAAUAGACUUGGCUGCUAUCCCAGCUCAACUACCGCUCCAAGCUAUUCCAUGGGGAAGAAAGGACAAUGGGCGACCUAGAAUUGCUGGGAUCAAUUCGUUUGGAUUAACAGGAGCUCAAGCUCAUCUGAUUCUAGAAGAACCACCGCUACAGGAGCCACGAAGGAUAUUUACCACCAGAGAUACGCGACAACAUAAAAUUCUGACAUUCUCGGCAAAAACGGAGGCAGCAUUGAACGCGCAAGUGGCAGCUUAUAAAGAUUUGCUUGAAUCAUCAAACACUAUUUCACUAGUAAACUUGGAGUACACAAUGCACACAUCACGGCCCCAUUUCCCACUUCGAAAAGUUGUCAUCGGAUCCACAAAAGAGGGACUUCUAUCAUCCAUUGAAUCUAUCCAGAAACCACUAGGUGUGCUCCCCACACCACCUCGGCUCUGCUUCUUGUUUACAGGUCAAGGUUCGCAGUAUACAGGCAUGGCAAGAUCUCUUUAUGAUCAAAGCGCCCUAUUCAGAUCCAGUUUCGAUUGGUGUGACUCGAUCUUGACCUUGCGGUAUGGAUUGCAACUUAAGAAAGCUCUUUGGGAAGACGACCAAAGUGGUCUGCUAAGUUCGACAUUGUACAGUCAAACUUCAAUAUUUUGCAUAGAAUAUUGCCUACUUCGAUUGUGGGAGUCUUGGGGUGUUAUACCAGAAGCUGUACUGGGCCAUAGUCUCGGAGAGUUUACGGCAGCGGUAGCAGCUGGAAUUUUGGAACCGGCGGAUGCUAUCAGGUUGGUGGUCACCAGGUCCAAACUCAUUGACGCUCUCCCAUCGUCGGGUAUGCUUGUCGUUGCUUGCAAUGUUGAUACUGUUCAAAAAGAAAUGAACAGAGCAUUUUCCAACACUAAUAACUGGCUUGACACUGCCGCUGUCAACUCGUCGACCCAAACUGUUGUGUCUGGAUCAAGCCACGCGAUUAAUGAUUUCAAAGCAUAUUGUGACAAUAAUGGAAUUAAGACUCACAUCCUUGACGCGUCCCACGGUUUUCACUCUAAAUUGAUGGACCCCAUAUUUGAGGAUUAUGAUCAACUUUUAUCGACGAUUAAAUUCAGAAAGCCAAAUAAAUGCAAGUAUAUAUCAGGCGUCGAGGGGCGAGUUGUAUCAGAGGUUGACAAAAACUACUGGUGGCGACAUACCCGGGAAAAAGUUAGCUUCCUCGAUGCCAGCAACACGGCUGAAAUAGAGGGGUUGACCAUGUUCCUAGAAAUUGGACCACAUCCAGUUCUAUCUGCCUUGAUUUUGACAAACUUGGAUGAGAUAUCCAAUGAAAUAUCUGCAGUUCCGUCUUUACGCCGGAAAACAAAUGAAUGGGAGACUAUGUUAUAUUCGUUGGGCAGACUAUACUCAUUUGGUGUUCCUAUAAAUUGGGAAAACAUUCACAGAUAUUCGGAUGGAACCAAAAUUGAAAUUCCUGGUUAUCAUUUUGAACAACACAGCCACUGGAUUACAUUCAAUGACGAUGGUUCCCUUCCAUUUCAUCCUUUACUUGGCGGAUUUGUUCCCAACCCUGGCGCUGUAACCGUUUUCAAAAACAAUAUCAAUGUCAACCGCGUGCCGUUUUUGAAAGAUCACAGAGUGGGAGAUAAAAUGCUGUUUCCUUGUGCUGGUUAUCUGGAUAUGUGUAUGACUGCUGGGUACGCGGCAGCUAAUUGCCCCGAUGGUGUAUUUGUUAAACCACUAAAAGCUUUGUGUAUCCAAAAUUUUGAAAUUCACACUCCGGUUUGCAUGAGCGAAGCGAGCCCGACAGAAUUUCAGAUUACUCUAGAUAACUCUGAUGGGAAGACUUUUGUGACAAUUUUCACAAGGAUGAAGAUGGAGGACAAACAAUACAAAUGGAUUCGAAAUGCUUCAGCAAAUUUUGCAACCAUAACGCCUUCCCCUUCUGAUCCGAUGUUAUAUGACUUUGCAAAAAUUAAAGCUAGAUGCUCAAAUGAAGUGGCUGCAAAUAGAAUGUACGAUUACGAUGAACUUCUUGACUACGGAUUUAAUUUUGGGCCCUCACUACGCGUUGUACAGGGUGGUUGGAAAAAUUUGGACAGAUUUAUUAUUCACCCAUGGGCCGUGGACCCCAUGUUACAAACCCCACUUGUAGCGUUUGGCCAUCUACAUCCGGAGCAUCUGAAACGGCUCGCCGUCCCGAUUGGAACGGAAUACGUGGAUACUACGCUUCCAAAUAUUCUUGCCCUUAUUGAUUCUCAUCGAAGACCCUAUCCAACUAUGGCCGACAUUGAUUGGAAACAAUGGCUCGGUCCAGACGAAAGGAGAAGUAACAAUCAAGAUAUUUGCCUGAAAGAUUCUUCAAGCAUGCUCGACAGAUGUCAUAGUUUGACGGAAACUGAAGCUAAAUUUUGUUCAGAUAUAAGAAAACUUGCAGGCCUCUACAUGCUAAAGGCAAUGGUGGAAUUAAAAUUGGACGACAAUAUGUGGGAACUAUCAGAAAUUUGUGAAAAAUUUGCGAUAAUUCCAUCAUUAAGCAACUUUCUUCGCUACAUUUUUCUUGAACUUGGGAAGGAUGGAUGGAUAAAUCAAAUUGAUGACAACCGAUAUCAACUACUGAAGCAACUGCCAUAUCUGGAUCCGCUACCCUGGGUGGACAACGUUUGGGAAACUUUAUCAAAAAUACUAACUGGGAAGCUUGAGGCCCUACAAAUGUUGUUAUCUGGAAAUGAAAAAUCUGGAGUAGUCGAAUUAUUCUACAAACAAUCUUUUAUGAUGCAAAGUAGGGCCGUCCUGAAUGAUGUGGUGUGCGAAAUCCUAACUCUAUUUGCAAAUUCCGCGAACAAGGCUGUGGUGAGGGUACUGGAAUGUGGGGCUGGGUUGGGGUCUGGAACAUCAUUAAUGCUGGACAACAUAGCAAAGAUUGGGGCAUCCCAUUUUGAAUAUACAUACACGGAUAUAUCCCCUGAGUUUUUAGAGAAGGGCGACAAACUUAUCAGAGAGACUGAAAUUUCUGCAAAGGCCGGUCUCUUUAACCUGGAUAAGGAUCCUUUCUCACAGGGACUAAUUCCUGCGCAUUACGACAUACUUGUGACUUCCUUCGUCGUUCAUGCAGCUCGUGAUAUUCAAGAAGCAUUGAUGCACAUGAGAAAGCUAUUAAGGUCAGGAGGUAUUAUUUUGUUAACGGCACAGGUUGCCUCAAAUAGAGAGUUUAACUUAACUUUUGGGGGGCUCAGUGGAUUCUGGAAACUUGAAGAUACUUAUACGCGACCAUGGAAUUACGAACAAUUGCAGUCGAUUAGCAAUUGGACCAGCCAGCUAGAAAAUUGCGGUUUUGAGGAUAUUCUUACAUUGCAAAUUUACGGCGCUAAUGCUUUAGUAAUGGCAAAACUCAAGUCAGAUCCAGUAAUACCAAGAGGGACAAAAUGUAAUCACCCCGGGGUCUGGAUUAUAUUCUCCGAUGAAUCCUUCCUGUCUACUGAAGUGAUUGGUGAACUUCAUGGACUUAAUUUUGUGGUUCAGAGCAUCUCGUGGGAUAGAAGAGACGAAACUGAAACAAUACUAACAUCUGCAUCAACUUGCGAGGACAAUUGGGUUGGUGUAAUCUAUUUAUGGGGACUUCGUGAUGACGCCACUACAGAAGACAUUUGUAAACCGUAUCUAACCGUAUGUCAAUCCUUGGCCAAAUUGCAACGCUCUCUUAAGCUCCUGACUGUGACUCAGGGCAAUUUAUCGACUGGAUCGUUUGACUUUUGUUCCCGUAAUCCCAUCUCAUCACCGUUGAUAGGAAUGACAAAUGUUCUGGCUAAUGAAAAUCCCGAUAUUCAAUGCAAGUCUGUGGACAUUGAUACCUCCCGUAAUUCUGCUAUAGAAUUAGUAACCGAAAUAUUUAUGGACGACACUGACAUCGAUUUCAACUUAUCCUGCCGCAAUCCCAUAUCAUAUCUGAUCUUUAUUUUUCCCCGGCUGAAUCUGAAACAAUUGGCCCCAAAUGAGGUUGAAAUUGAAGUGAAAGCUUACGCAUUAAACUUCCUGGAUGUUUUUAUGGUAACAAAACCAGAUCCGGUAUUUGACAAAUUCAAUUACAUGGGCAUGGAUAUCGCUGGGGUUGUGAAAAAAGUUGGGACCUCUUGCACAAGGAAAGUUGGGGAACGUAUCCUAAUGGCCCGCAGAACCGGAAUAGCAAUGCCCAGCCACAGAGUUACCCCGGAAGAAGCAGUAAUAAGUAUUCCGGAUGAAAUGACAUUCGUUGAAGCAGCGACUCUUCCAAUGGCGGUACUAACUUCAACAAACUGUUUACUAGAUGCUGCGAAACCGACACCGGACGACGUGGUUCUGAUUCACACUACUUCUGGUGGAGUUGGGUUAAUGGCCAUUCAGAUGGCGCAGCACAUAGGAUGUACAAUUGUCGUAACGGCGGGAAAUCAUCGAAAAAGAAACUAUCUGCGAAGCCUAGGAUUGGAAAAUAUUUUCAAUUCCAGAUAUACAGAUUAUGGCCGAGAUAUACGGGAUAAACUUGGUCGGGGCGUAAAUAUUGUGCUUAACUCAUUAACGGGACCCGGAUACAAGGAAGCCACCUUGGAGCUCUGCGAUGAGGGGGCCCGAUUCAUAGAAAUGAGCAAAAUAAAUAUUUGGAGCGAAGAUCAGGUGCAGAAAUUGCGUCCAGAUAUACAUUACCAAAUUGUUGAUGUUUCUACUAUUCCAGAAAGUAAACUAGUAGACCAGCUAAAAUUGUUACAAUCACACAUAUUUGGUGAAACUGACUUUAAACUGAGACCACUGCCAUAUACUCGUUUCUUGUUGUCCGAAAUUCGGGAGGCACUGGAAUAUAUGGAGAAGGUGAAACACAUCGGCAAAAUUGUUUUAACAAUGCCUGAGCCUGAUCCGAAGAUUAUCGGCUCGUAUUCCUUCCCCUUGUUUAAUGACAGUUCCACUUACCUUAUUACUGGUGGUUUGGGAGGAAUAGGACUUGAGGUGGCUAAAUGGAUGACAUCAUCCGGGGCGAGGAACAUCCUUCUGGUCGGCCGUAGAUCACCAAAACCAGAAGCCUUAGUUAAAAUUGAUGAAAUUAAACGUUUGGGAGUUAACCUUACAAUCGAAUUAUGCGACAUUGGAAACCCAGAUGACGUCGAGAAACUCUUUACACAUGUAGCAGCAACAAUGCUUCCAAUUAGAGGAAUUAUGCAUGCAGCAGGAAUUUUGGAUGAUGGAACUUGGGAGAACCAUACUUGGGAAAAAUAUCAAAACGUUUUCCAAGCCAAGGUUAACGGAGCUUGGAAUUUACAUCAAACAAGUCUCAAAUUGCAGUACUCGCUUGAACAUUUUGUUCUUUUCUCGUCUAUGGCAGCCACCUUAGGAUCACUCGGCCAAAGUAACUAUGUUGCAGCAAAUCAAUAUCUUGAUUCUUUAGCACACUACAGGUAUUCGCACGGACUGCCUGUAACCUGCAUAAAUUGGGGGCAGUGGUGUGAAGUUGGACUAGCAGCAAACAUGAGCCUUCCUCCCUUCAAACCUUUCACGAUACAUCAAGGAAUUGCCGCAUUAGAACAUGCUUUACUAUCUCAUAAGAUUCAAGUUUCUGCAUACGACGCCGAUCUCGCCUCUUUGCGACAAGUUCUAAACUCCACUCGUGGGCUUUUAUCCGAAGUUGAACAAAAUCAAAGCACUAGCUUAAGCGAAAUCGAUUCAGAUGGAUUUUGGAAAGAAUAUGAUGCUGGUCAGGAUCAUGGGCAAAAAAUAAAUGUAAUGAAACAGUUUUUGAAGAAACUCCUGCGAAUUACUCUAAAAAUGGACAAAACCGAAGAGAUCCAAGACCAUUUCUACUUCCAAGAUCUAGGAAUGGAUAGCUUACUUAUGGUUGAGGUAAAAAAUGGACUUCAAUCCUCAUUUGGUAAGCGGGUAAAAAUUUCAAUAACUGCUGUCAAGGAUUGCAAAACAGUGACCGAAUUAUCGGGAAAGCUGGUUGAACUAAUAUCUGGGAAAGAGCACCAACCUCCAACAAGAGAACAACUAAGAGAACUAAUAUCUCAGGAUAUAAACUUAGUGCACCAGAACAAAAUUGAUAAUAGACUUACAUCAACUCUUGUUCCACUGUCCCAAGUGGAAUGUAUUCUCCUGUUGGGUGCGACGGGGACCCUAGGGUCAUAUGUUCUGGUUGACCUGCUGAAGCAACAAUCAGUAAAAAAGGUAGUUUGUCUUAUGAAAUAUAACGCAAUGCAGUCUGCAAGAGACCGAUUCGUAAAGCUCAUGUCGACUAAAAACUUGUUGAGCGAGAUUGACAUGGAGAAACUUGAAUUUGUGACGGGAGAUGUUAGGCAUGCGAAACUCGGAAUGGAUGAGGCUGUAUAUACCAAACUUUCGGAGGAAGUGCACGCCGUCUUUAACCUUGCUGUCAAGAUUGCCUUCGAUGAGUUUUACAGUGAGACGAAUGACCCGAUGAGUAGUCGUGUAACGAAUGUUUUCGGUGUGAAAAACAUUUUAGAGUUUGUAGUGAGCAGACGACUAGAGUACGUUUACCAUGCAUCUAGCAUUGUCACUGAAAUUCGUGUAAGUGAAAAUCACCGAUUGCUGGAGGACUGGGGGGAUGAGGAAAUUUUGGAAUUGCUACCCAACUCAGCCUACCCAAUUUCGAAGUUAAUCUGUGACCGGUUAAUAGCGAAAGCUGUAGAAAAUGGCAUUCCUUGCAAAAGUUUUCGGUUUCCGCAGAUAGGUGGACACUCUACGACUGGAGCAAAUUCUCUGAUCGACAGCUUUAUGAUGAUGCAAUUCUUUUCAUAUAUGUAUCUUGGGAUAAUGCCAGCGCAAAACGUUCCGUUUUCUCUAUUACCUGUGGACCUCUGCUCAACGUUAUCUGUUCAACUAUUUUUCGACCCCAAUGCGGGAUUAGAGAUGUUCAACGUCUUCAAUCCUCAUUUGGGUGAUGAGGUGGACUUUGAGGACCUUGCGUGUGAAUUUGGGAUCGAAAUUGAGACAUUGGACCCGGACGACUUCAUAAAAACGGUGGAAGAUAUGAAGCAAAAUGAAAAACUUGAGGCUGAUAUGCUGCAACUAGUUCAGUUUGCACUAACUUAUAAAGCUCAAUUUUACAGCUUAAUAGACGCUGAGCUCCCAAUGUACAUGUCAUGGAUUCGUGGGAAUAAGAGCAUUUACUUAAGUGAAAAGUUAGAGCGAUUAAUUCCGUCAGAUUAUCCAGAAUCCAUUCCGAAUUCAUGGAAUGUUUUACGAAAAGAUUUACAGCACGCUAAAGAAUUGGGUUUGUUCGAUCGCUACAAAAUCAAACACAGUAAGGAAAAUUGA
Folsomia candida is the source of this 8019-nucleotide messenger RNA. RefSeq names its product phenolphthiocerol synthesis polyketide synthase type I Pks15/1-like. The coding region runs from base 1 to 8019 and encodes 2672 amino acids. Gene Ontology annotation, molecular function: 3-oxoacyl-[acyl-carrier-protein] synthase activity; fatty acid synthase activity; oxidoreductase activity. The record is from RefSeq and is a predicted model, not a curated record. The transcript has 10 exons. Gene Ontology annotation, biological process: fatty acid biosynthetic process. NCBI's taxonomy places the organism in Eukaryota, Metazoa, Arthropoda, Collembola, Entomobryomorpha, Isotomidae.